UCAUUAAUAACUGCAGUCAUUUGUUCACAAACUCAACUCAAUUAUAGAAAUCAUCUUCAAUUAACUCUUGCAAUAUUUUCAUUUUGAAUGGAUAAAAUUUAUGGAGCUUAGUAACUGCGUGUACAGAGCCUAAUGAAAAACCGGUCACAACAAAAAAUUUGCUUAAUGAAGUAUUAGGAUUUAUUCCAAAAUGACCCAAAACUCCAACGUGGCUGUACCGUAUCGCCGCAGCGAGGUACAGCACUCGCACGCUUCAGUCUCUCGGCCACCGUCGGCGCAGCGGAAUGUCCACGCGUUCACAGCUCCGUGCAGAGCUCUAUUCGGUUUAGCUACUUUUUUUUUAGUUGUUGUGUUCACUAUAGGGUUCUCGAUUGUCUCUCAUGGAAAUUAGGUCUACUUCCAACUCUUCUAAAGGAAACAAUAUACAUGUGCCGCAAACUAGGUGAGACUUGCGUACUCAUCUACUUGUGUGUUAGGGUUGACAUCCUAUGUUUUUUAAAUGAAUUGCGCACAUUGCAUACACUGAGAGAUUUGGCAAGAUCGUUUUUAUUUUUGUCUGAAUUUAUUUUAA
Molecule: messenger RNA, 571 nt
Organism: Acanthoscelides obtectus
Lineage: Eukaryota; Metazoa; Arthropoda; Insecta; Coleoptera; Chrysomelidae
Source: the annotation of a GenBank genome assembly